Aureobasidium uvarum is the source of this 3591-nucleotide messenger RNA. The record is from the annotation of a GenBank genome assembly. NCBI's taxonomy places the organism in Eukaryota, Fungi, Ascomycota, Dothideomycetes, Dothideales, Saccotheciaceae.
GAGGCCGAAAUCAUGGACGGCGCCCACACUUUCCAAACCCCUGGCGACUUCUACUCUCAAAAACCCAGAACCUCCGAUCCAGAGACUCCAACUGUAGGUCCCUUGCGCAUCCACAAAGUAAAUCACUCUACUUCGACCACCUCGACUACAUCGACUCCCUCGAGGACAUCGUCAGAAGAAGCCGAGGUCGACGGCACCUCGCAAACCAGACGCGCCAGUCCUCCAUACCCCGAUGAUCGCUUUCGCCCUGUGCAUGCUGCUGCCGGCGCACAACGUCUAGGAACUCCCGAGCUGAACUCAUCAGGCAUGCGCCGUCAAUCUUCGACUCGUACCAAAUUUGGUGCGGGCGAUCCAAACCGUCCUACCGUCUCUGGCUACGCUGGCACUCCACCACCCUCCCUCACUCCAGGAAUUAGAGGAGACAGAAACAAGCUUGCUCCAGAGGUACCAGGAAAGGAAGAGGUAAACGACGAUGACGAUGGCUUGUUCCAGAAGCCUCCACCAAAAUCCGCUGCACCGGCAGUGCCUGUGGGCGACGAAGGAAUAGCCCAGUCGACGUACCAACAGUACUAUCCACCCCCGGCAGCUGCUACGCUCCAGCCUCCAAGCGCUGGUGUAAAUCGAUUGAGUUCGACUGCCUCUACGUCUACGACACGCGCCCAAAGAGGGUCCCCACCACCACCAGAGACACCUAUACUCGGCAAGCCGACAGGAGGGUUCGAAUCCGGAUACCCAUAUGCUCAAAACGCUGCGGCCUCUCGUGCCAAUCAGUAUGCCAGUCCUCUUGCCCGACCCUCGACCAUGUCGCCAUCGCAACAGCCAAUAGGAUUUCCUCGGCCUUGGACACCAACUGAACAACCUGGCAGCUAUCCACACGGACCCCCGGUUGCCUUUCAGGGCGGUACUGAGGUCCCACCUGCAACGACUUACCAGAGUCCUACCAUUGAUGCCUACCAAAGUCCAUCUCAACUAAAUCAAACCCGCGCAAAUCAGAUUUCUCCCUCUCAGCCGGUCCAGCAAUUCGUGUCACCGCCUGUUCCACAAUUUGGAGUUCCCAUUGCUCAAACCCCUUCUCCUGCCCAGCUUGCCCAACCCGCCCAAUAUCUGCAAUCGCCUCAGAACAACCAGCCUGGUUCGCGUCUGUCCUUUUCUCCCCAGACACAUCCUCUGGAGCAGGAUAUGCAGCGACUACAGGUAGCCGAUGAACCUCCGCCGGCAUAUUCGAGUGUGUCUCAGCAGAAGUUGUUCUCUGGAGCGACUGCUCAAGGUUAUCCAAAUGAGAAACGCUUGAGUAAUGCUUCCGUGCCUAGCUCCACCUCUUCACAAGAUCCCAAUCUUCGUAGACACCCAGCCUUUGCCAACGACGCAGGUCAACCCAUCGUGCAACAGACCGUGCAGCAGCCUGUUGCCUCCACGCAGCCUACAACUCUAGCACCCAUCCAGAUCAUUUCACCAAGCCCGGGACCCAGCAUAACACCAGCAUCUCCUCCACCUCUUCCCGAAGGAUGGAUAGCCCAUCUAGACCAGAACUCAGGCCAAUAUUAUUACAUUCAUCUACCCACCCAAUCCACACAGUGGGAGUUCCCUAAAGGACCAACUCCACUGAAUCUCCAAGAACCGCUUUCACCAACAGCAACCUUCGCGAACCCGAUGGCUUCCCCAGCUCUGGGUGGCUUCCCACAGCCUCUGGCGUCACCUGGCUUCCCUCCACAAAGCGCUUCGUACCAUCGUGACAGCAUGCUGAGCAUGAACAAUCUUGCAAGUCCCACAGUAGCUGGCUUUACUGGACCUCCUCCAAUUGCUGGUGUGGACAUGUACAAGGUUGCACCCACAAAUGGCGUCUACUUCGGCCCAUACUUGCGCUAUACUAACAUAGAUCUCGAAAGAGGGCUGUGGCUUGGCUCUAUCCUCCUUGUCACAGAUGCGAAUCCAAUCUACCAGCAUCAACGCUGGACGUUCUAUCGCUACGAUAUUGAUCUAGUCAUGGACGAACAAGACACUAAGUGGACCUAUGCGAUCACGUCGCACCUUGGUUGUACCAGAUACGAGUUCCUUGUCGCUGGACGCUAUGAGACGAGCUGGCGCUUCAUCUCUCACUCUGGCAACGACUUUGCACUAAACGUCAGUGCCAAUGAAAGAGCCAAGCUCGGUGGCAUUGGCCUCAUGUGGAAGGAUGUUUUGCAAAAGCAUAUCGAGUGUGGUGGUUUCCACGCCCAGCUUGGUCUCGGUGGUCAAAUUUUUGGCGACCGUCUAUGGAAAGAGGUCCCCGCUCUCAGACAAUGGACUGCCAUGAGCGGUAAAGAGAACCGCAAAAACGAAGCGUGGACUGCAAAGCUUGAGGAUGAUGUGUCGCAUGCUUACUUCCAUUAUUACUCAAGCCACUUUGAUCAGCCCCAUGUGCGAGAAGCUUUCGCACAGAUCCCUCACGUUCUUACGCUCGACGACAACGAUAUUCCCUUGUCCAACAUGUUCAAAAACAUUGGCCGCAUCGGCGUUGACAUGUAUCUACUAUUCCAACAUCAUACAACGCAUGAAAUUCUUCGCAAUGUUUCGGGUGAUCUGGACCUGUUCAGCAUUACUGGCACUGGUUGGCAUUUUGUCAAAUAUCUAGGUCCAGCAGUAGUUGUGGUUGGUCCAGACACUCGUUCCGAAAGAGAUUCACACAGGGUUAUGGCCGGCCCUACAUAUCAAGGUCUCUUCCCCAAAGUCGCUAUUCUGCCGCCUAGUGUGCAGCACUGUAUCUGGAUGAUACCAGUACCGCUACUCUAUCCACGGCUUGAGACUGCAGAACACAUAGCACACACGAUGGCAACAGGCAAGAAAGCUGUCACCGGCACGUUUAACAUGCUAGGUCGAGUGACAAGUUCUGUUGCUGGAGUCGUCGGCGCUAAGGGCGUCGUCGGCGAUGGCUUCAGCUCAAUCAAAAAGGCUGUUGGGAAGUCGGGUUUGAUGAGUAGUGUGCUCAGUCCCUUUGGAGAUAUCGACAUGCUAGAUGAGCUGCGGGAUAUGUGGACCCAUGAUUCAAAGGACCUUGAACGAACAUAUCUGAUUCGUACUUUACAAGGUAUAGCGCACAACAAGUCCCUGCGCAUGACCUUCUUGUCGGGCAGUGUCAAUGCCUGUGGUGCCGGCCUCGUACAUGACCCUUCACAUCCCGGAGACCAUAAGACCAUGUACCAACUGAUUGCGUCUUCCAUCGUCAACGCACCCCCACCAUCCUAUGUCCUCCGUCUACUCAACAGCAACCCUAAGCAACCAAUAUACAUACCUCAGAACGGACAGCGCAGUGCCGGACCACACCAAGCAGCACAGUCAACCGACACAAAAGAAGACAUGAUGGAAAUCUUCGUGGCAGAUGUCAACGGCGCUCCUCGCGAGAUGAAGCGUCUCAUGGGCCGCAGAAACUACGUUGCAAUGGUCGCUUACGAUCCUGAAGUCGUGCGUGGAUCUCAUGGCUCCAUAGUACCUGGCAGCAAGAGCUCGAGUCGCCUCAGUCUUGCUGCCGAUUUCAUGGUGCAGAAUGAGGGUGCAUAUGCGGCGCCUGUUAAGUACGGCCCAGUCAUCAUUCCCAGCUUGGAGUUUGGUCGGUGA